AUGCCCUACUUUAGCUCGGUCAGAAGCGAGUUGGUCCAGAAUCCUGCCUCAAACCCGAGGCAACGGACUUCCGACGAUGUUGCUUUUAGGCCUCCACUACCGACUUUUAACCACGACGAAUCGACAUUAAAUAACCCUGGUAGCUUGGCAAAUGAGUCGGAGAAGUGCUCUCCAGAAGCCACCUUACAGCCACCUGCAGCCCCUACCUCAUCAGGGAGUGCUCACAGCUCGCGCAAGAACCGGAGGAAAGGUUCUCGUAUUGAACAUGGAUUGCGUGUGCACUGGGACCGAUUCCUGAGGAGAGUUGGAGGUGGUGUAGAAGAUUCAACCGAUUCUGUUGUUGCCGAGAGCGGGGAGCAGGAUGGUGCAGAGGUAGACUCGGAACGGCGCGUCACGGAUGCAGAUUAUGAAGAUGAAGAUACCGAAGACGAGAAGUCUGUAAAUGAGGUGGUAGUUGACCGUUCUUGGGGACGCUCACGGACAGGUUCCGAUUCUAUGUCUAUUGACGAGGACGGCCCGAACAAGUCAAGUAGUGAUCCUCAUAAUCCCGGAAGUGUCGACAAAGGUGGUACCUUGGGCAGUGACGACCUAGAUAGUGAUGCACGACAUUCUCAUCGAUUUUGGAGCUGUUGUCUGCCGUUAAGUAUGAUUAAAUGGCAACUGUGGAACUCGGCGGUCAAGUUUUUCUCGUCUCCAUUCCACAGCCAAAAGUCUGAGGAACGUUAUCGAAGAGAAAUCUGGUUCCAAAGCAAGCCUCUUGCAUUGUGGUCUUCUCUUUUCUUCGUUAUCAAUUGGGUUCUAGGCUGUGCACUCGUCCCAAAACCGUUCACGAUUGCCGAUACCAUUUUCUAUUUCGCGGUUGCUCCUGUUGUCACGCUACCAAUACCUUUUCUUGUGAUGUUUGACUUCGCUCGCGACAGGCCAUACAUUUAUAAUACGGCGGUUAUCUUAUCAACAUGGGCGUGGUCGGUGUUUCAGGUCGUGGAAAUUUUUCUCUGUGGCUACUAUUCGGGACACAGCCUGUAUGGCUUGUCGUGUGGGACCAAGGAUUUUCUGAGUCUGUUUUAUUACACGUCGGCGCUUCAAACAAUUGCCCUCUUUGGACUGAAAAUGAAUCGCUUUCCUGCAACCUUAGGAGCGUUGGUUUUUCUCGUUAUGUCCGCUUCCAUGGUUAUCCCGCACCGUAUUGGAUGGAUACGCAACGAUUUGAACUUCAUCUUCUUCCAGGGUUUCCUCCUUUAUAUUCAUUAUAUGAAAGAAGUUGCCGAGCGGAGGCUCUACGAGUUACGUGACCGACUCAAAAUUCAAUUCAAGGCAACGCAAAUGGCACAGGUUAAUGAGCGAAAGGCGUCAGAAUCCAAACGUCGUCUCACAUCCUACGUGUUCCAUGAUAAGCCUCGUUUCUUCGAACUAUACGCAAGCACCAGCUUCUUGGAGGGCGUUAAUAUGUUAGCUUACGAUCGCUCCACGCUCGCGCAACUAGUCAUCGCUGUGCAAAAUAUGGAGGCAUAUCGUGCUAUCCCCAAAGACCAAGAGGUUGAGUUCUCCGCUCUUUCGGGCAGUCUGAGUAUGAUGUCGAAAGUUUUGAAUGACGUUUUGGACUUCAAUCGAAUGGAUAGCGGCUUAUUGGAGUCUGUUUCUAUGCCUUACGCCUUUCAUGCCGUUAUGCGCUCAAUGUUCGUUCCUUUGAAACUGGCUACUGAUGCAAGAAAUCUCCAUUUCGACACUGAAUUGGACAACUCCAUUGAUAUCGUUGCCCGCCAUGCAGUCUGGGAAAGCCUCGUUGCCCAGGACAAGCUUGUUAUCCAAGACGGAAUAGAUACUUUCGAGAAAGACAUGGAAGCUCAUCCUGAUGAGGAUGGUGUUGUCGUCGGUGACGAGAUGCGCCUGAGGCAGAUCGUCACUAACCUUGUUAGCAACGCGUGCAAAUUCACACCGGCGGGUGGAACACUCACUGUGCGCACACGCCUCAUUUCACCCAGCCUGCCCCAAAGUUCAAGUGACAGGUACGGGCUGAGAUCGAAUGGAGACGCUUCUUCCACUACAGCCAACUCGCGUAAGCGAUCUUGCGACGUUGACCUUGAGCGAGGUGGAUAUUCUGGUCUGUCAGCACAUACACUGGAUCAACAUAAUGCCUCACACCGAAAAAGUUCCACUCUGGAUAAAAUUAUUGUGCGGAUAGAGAUUUCAGACACCGGAUAUGGCAUCAAGGCAAAGGAUAUCGCAAAGGGAAAGCUCUUCUCGGCGUUCAAUCAGACCCAACAGGGCAGACUUCAGGGCGGUAAAGGUACUGGUCUUGGUCUCGCACUUGUUCGACACAUUGUCUCGUUAAGUGGUGGCCGACUUGGUGUCCAGUCAAAAGUAGGGGUUGGGUCAACUUUCUGGGUUGAACUUCCCCUUGGAGUUGGCAAGAAAGCGGCAGGCGGAACUACCAGCUCUGAUCCAAGUUCCGACCGUGGGGGGCCUUCAGGUAUUGCAGGCGCAAGACCAAAACCUACCCCAGUGCAAUCAAUGGCAAGAUCAAGGCCUAGUUCUAGCAGUAGAACGGUUUCUCCUGCGAGAAGCCAUACACACAUGGGUGGUAGCAAUUCAUUCGGACAGGCAUCUCAGGCGUCGUCGGCUCUGAAGGGCAUCAUGGAGCAAGGUGGUCUAGUCGAGCUUGGACCAUCCAGGAUCACCGAGGGUGGAUGUUCUAUACCGACUCGCUCAAUCGGCGAUCCAUCGACUGGUACGGACACUGGCAGCUUAGCUGGUGAUCCACCAUCGCCAAACGACCGGGAGUCUAGGAACUUUCAGUCGACGAUGCGACCGAUGGAAGGUCGCGGCGUUUCCCCUACACGCCGUCCUUCACACGUCGACAUCCCAAGACGGCCUUCUUUCGGCCAUGCCAAAGGGUCUCCUCCGGCUUCAGCAGAGCUCACGGCUGAGAACAAGAGCCCGCGGCCCGUUGCGCUGGACCCACCGUUACGAGUACUAGUGGUAGACGACGAUCAGUUAACACGCAAGUUGAUGAAGCGGAUGUUGCAGCGAUUGGGUUGCACUGUAUCGACAGCCGAGAACGGGCAAAUCGCGUUUGACCUCAUCACGGGAGAUGGGCGCACCCCUGGGUCGGAUGGCGGCGAAGUUCCAGGCCAAACAACAGCGUCAUCAACCACGCCCAUGCAGCGCAACUUUGAGGGUCCGCGGUACGAGAUAAUUUUCCUAGACAACCAGAUGCCGGUUCUCUCGGGACUUGACCUUGUCGCGAAGCUACGUGAACUCAGACGAAAAGAUUUUGUCGUUGGUGUUACGGGCAACGCACUACUGUCUGACCAAGAAGAGUACCAGCAGGCUGGAGUUGAUUAUGUUAUCACGAAACCUGUGUACGAAAUCAACUUGAAAAGCAUGAUAGCACUGGCUGCUGAACGACGGAAAAAUGGUGAACCUUCGCCUCGACCGGACUGUUAA
Fomitiporia mediterranea MF3/22 is the source of this 3447-nucleotide messenger RNA. RefSeq lists its product as uncharacterized. Gene Ontology annotation, molecular function: histidine phosphotransfer kinase activity; phosphorelay sensor kinase activity. Bases 1 to 3447 code for a protein of 1148 amino acids. The transcript has 18 exons. The record is from RefSeq and is a predicted model, not a curated record. Gene Ontology annotation, biological process: protein autophosphorylation; phosphorelay signal transduction system. NCBI's taxonomy places the organism in Eukaryota, Fungi, Basidiomycota, Agaricomycetes, Hymenochaetales, Hymenochaetaceae.